AUGCUCUCCAGCCUCACAACAAAGCUGGCCCUCAAAAAGGCCGGCAUCCCCAGCGACAUCCUUGACUUUCAGCAGCAGCCAGAAAAGUCAUCGUCCAAGUCAAACCAGGAUGAUCAGCCCCCCCAGAGCUGGGGAUCCUGGAUGUCGAUCCGAUCUCUGCCGCUCACUGUCCAGCCUUGGCUGAACCCUCCGCCCCCGUCCGUGGCCGUAGGUCGCGUGCCGGGCAUCGGGGACAAGGCGCCCGUCGACAGGGAGAGGAGGAUCGUGCUCGGCGGCAAGAGGAGGACGCUGCUCGUCUUUCUGCGCUGCGUUGGCUGCGCGUUCGCACAAAAGACAUUCAUCAACCUGCGUACUCUGUCGAACCGCUACGGUGACGCCCUCACCUGCAUAGCAGUCUCGCAUGCCUCAGAGCAGGCCACCCAGAAGUGGGUAUCCCUCCUCGGCGGCUCCUGGGGCGUCCGCGUGGUUAUCGACGAGGACAGAGCCCUGUACGCAGCCUGGGGACUGGGCACCGGCGGCAUGUGGUAUCUCUUCAACCCUACCACCCAGGUCCAGGGCUGGAAGGAGACGGGGUGGCUAGGAGAGAAGGUGGCCGGGGCCAUUCAAAGGAAGGGCCUUGAGGACAAGAAGGCCCCAAAGAAGGUCACUGCAUUGGAUGACGACGACGAAGACGAGGAUGGGCCCUUGACAGUCAUGGGGAACAAAUGGCAAGAGGCUGGCGCUUUUGCCAUCGACGGGACUGGGACUGUUAUUUGGGGUGGCAAGGCCAUGAGGGCAGAUGAUGUGAUGGAGCUUGAGGAUGGGGCCAGGAUUUUGUUGGCAUAG
Messenger RNA from Fusarium keratoplasticum, 825 nucleotides. RefSeq lists its product as uncharacterized. The coding region runs from base 1 to 825 and encodes 274 amino acids. The transcript has 2 exons. The record is from RefSeq and is a predicted model, not a curated record. NCBI's taxonomy places the organism in Eukaryota, Fungi, Ascomycota, Sordariomycetes, Hypocreales, Nectriaceae.